ACCCCUAGUUGCACUUGCACCAAAUGUCCAUGCCUUUUUUCCUCAUGUUCUUUUCCCUUCAUAUAUGACACAAAAACAAAAACCUAAACCUUAAACCAGACAGUCUAAAACUUAGUCCCUCACUGCCUCCGUGAUGUCUCAAGCUAUUCGCGAGCGUGUUCCAAACGACGUCGUGGCAGACAUCCUGGGUGGUCUACCAGUGAAAUCCUUAAUCCGAUUCAACUGCGUUUCGAAAUCUUUGAACUCCAUUAUCACUGACCCAACCUUCAUUUCCACACACUUCAAGCUCAACCUAAACCAACCCAAAUCAUCAAUAUCCCCAAACACUCACUCUGGUUAUUAUCUGCUAUAUAAGACUUCAUCUUCCAAAGAAUUGUGUACGGUUUUUUGCAAUAACGACGACUACACAUUGACCCAGAUUUCCAGGUUUGAAAUCCCCAAUGUUUUUGACAAGUUCAGCGAAGUUGUUGGUUUCUGUAAUGGAAUUUUCUGCCUAGCUAGUUCUGACAAAGAUCUUCAUCAUAUAUCAUAUUUGUGGAACCCAAGCAUUGGAAUGUUUAAGAAGCUUCUAGCUACUCGCUUGACCGGCGAGGAUUUUAGGAUUGUUGUUUUUGGACUUGCAUAUGAUUGUCAAAACAAUGAUUUCAAGGUUUUGAGGCUUGUGGGCUUUUUUGGAAGAGAAGCUGAGGCUGAGAUUUACAGAUUGAGGAUGGGUUCCUGGACAAAGGUUGUAAUAUCGAUGGAGUCGUUAAGAGGCUAUGAACCCAACAUUGGAACCAUUGUUGAUGUUAUGCCACCCUGUGUAUUUUGUAAUGGAGCUUUGCACUGUACGGCAUUUACUCGACAAGGUCGUUUCAUUUUGUCCUUCGACGUUAGUGAUGAGAGGUUCCGUGAGAUAAUGAUGCCUCGUAAUUUUCGUGAUGGAAUCAUUGUAAUGUUUGAACAAGUUGCGGUGUUCAAGGGAUCGCUGGCUAUUAUUGUUUUCUCUCAUAAUUUUCUCAAUCUGGGUAUUCCGGGGGGUUGCUUAUGCCACAUUUGGGUUAUGGAGGAAUAUGGUGUGGCCGAUUCUUGGACUAGAAAAUUUCUGGUGCCAUUAAGUGAUUGGGUUUGGGAACCUCUUUUUUAUGGUUGCACUGACAAUGGUGAACUUUUGAUUAAGAAUGACAGUGGGCUGGUUUCAAUUGACCCCGAGAGUCGAAAUCAGAACAUUCUUGCAAUUGAAGAUUCCAGUUGGGUGGGGUUCUCGGCUAAUUCAAUGGAGAGCUUGGUUUUACUUGAUGAGGUGUUCAUUUCUUAUAAGCAAAUUUACUGCUUGAGCAGAGAAUGAUAGGCUUAGGGUUGCCUUCUGCUAAGAACAUGUGUCCUUGACCCUGUUCUAAUUAAUUCAACCUUGGAGUUAAAGAAUCACCUAUGCUUAGUUUUUCUUUGUUUCUUUUCUUUUCCUAGGUUUUCUCAGCAACCAAACAGUGGAUGUGAUUAAUUAGGAUUGUGGGGAAAAAGCUGAAUAACAAUUAGUCUUUUUUUGUCUGCUUGAUUUCAUUCUGUAUUGGCUUUAUUUCAAGCCUUUCCUGUUUUCCCCCCUGUAAGCGUCUCUCUGGUUGUUGAACAAAUGUAAGGGAAAUGAUUGUUAAGUCAGUGUUAAUCUUAGGUUCUGCACAACCAGUUAAUCAAAUUAACAUCAGUAGGGAUUAGAGAGAAUGUGGAGGUUUCAAAUAUUAAUAGUUUUGCUGUGUUUUUGUGUUGUAUAUAGGCAGAAGGAUUGUUUAGCUGUUUGUGCCGGUGUUUGGUGAAAGUGUAAUUGUGGGUGGCAAUGUGUACUGAGGUUUGGGAAAAAUUUCGUUGAGUGUCUACAUUUUAGGUGUUAUCUUACAAGUAGUAACGAGACUCUUUAAGAGUAUUCCAUAGUACUUAGCAACUCCGAAAUGUGCUGAAAUGGGGAUUUCAGAUGGCUAAGCAAUUCUGUUCUAUUGUGCUUUC
Molecule: messenger RNA, 1977 nt
Organism: Quercus robur (English oak)
Lineage: Eukaryota; Viridiplantae; Streptophyta; Magnoliopsida; Fagales; Fagaceae
Product: F-box/kelch-repeat protein At3g23880-like
Exons: 2
Coding region: 134-1327 (397 amino acids)
Molecular function (GO): protein binding
Source: RefSeq, a predicted model, not a curated record